This is a messenger RNA of Pollicipes pollicipes, 692 nucleotides long. Its product is annotated as putative ATP-dependent RNA helicase DDX4. The transcript is spliced from 7 exons. The record is from RefSeq and is a predicted model, not a curated record. Lineage: Eukaryota; Metazoa; Arthropoda; Thecostraca; Pollicipedomorpha; Pollicipedidae. Bases 234 to 692 code for a protein of 152 amino acids.
GAUGCCAGACAUAAGGUGCUGUGUGUGCGGUGAUCGCAGGACAAAGAAAAUAAUUUGACCGUGUUCGCCACAGGAAGGGUGUUACAGGCACCCCAGUGCUUCCCGUGUCUACACCAUCUCGAAGACCAGAAUCUGGGCAGCAGAGUGCUGUUUAGACUACACAGCCUUGCACCGUGCGGCGUGCACACAAAUUCAGGAGCACUGCUUCUACCUGUGGGAACCUGGUGGUGGCGAUGGCGAAAGGGGCACGCCGGAGGCGACAAUGUGGGUGGCGAUGGCGACACGGGAGACGCUGCGCACUUGGCCAUGCCGAGUACAUUACGGACGUUUCAUUCGCCGAUGUGUUCGUGGAGGCGAAGCGGGUGGCCGACUUCAUCGCGUCGCACCUGUGUCAGGCCGGCUUCCCGACCACCAGCAUCCACGGCGACCGGCUGCAGCGCGAGCGCGAGGAGGCGCUGGCUGACUUCAAGUACGGCAAGACGCCGACGCUGAUCGCCACGUCGGUGGCCUCGCGCGGCCCCGACAUCAAGGACGUGGCCAGCGUGGUCAAUUACGACCUGCCGAAGGCCAUCGACGACUAUGUGCACCGCAUCGGCGCGUUGGAGCUCAGCACGAGCUGCGGCCGCGUGCUCAGCAGCAGCUCAGCAGGAGCCAUAGCCGCCUCCUCAGCAGAAGCUCAGCAGGAGACAUAG